Molecule: messenger RNA, 2727 nt
Organism: Corvus hawaiiensis (hawaiian crow)
Lineage: Eukaryota; Metazoa; Chordata; Aves; Passeriformes; Corvidae
Product: tetraspanin-7-like
Exons: 1
Coding region: 128-844 (238 amino acids)
Cellular component (GO): membrane
Source: RefSeq, a predicted model, not a curated record
UGCGCCGGGCCCGCACCGACCCCCGCACCUCGAACACCGCCGAGGGGCCCGUGCUCCGCACCGCCCGGCAGCACCGACGGCCGCGGGAGUCCCUCACCGUGACCGCCACCGCCCUCCCGAGGGCACCAUGACCCUGCUCAAGCUGUCCCUCAUGGCCUUCAGCUUCGUCUUCUGGGCAGCGGGGCUGACCAUGCUCAUCAUCGGCCUCUGGGCCAAGGUGUCUCUGGGCAGUUACUUGGCGCUGUCGGCCAGCGACUACCCCAGCGCCCCCGCCAUCCUCUUGGCCACCGGCGUCGCUGUCAUCAUCUGGGGCUUCCUGGGAUGCUUCGGCGCCGCCACGGAGCACCGGGGACUCCUGCGCGCCUACAGCGCCUUCCUGGCGGCCGUGCUGGCGGCCGGGCUGGCGGCCGGGCUCUCGGCGCUCCUGUACCGCCAGACCCUGGCGCAGGGCUUCCAGGAGGGGCUGCGCCAGGCGCUGCUGGCGUACGGGGAGGACGACGGGGUGGCGGACGCCCUGGACGCGCUGCAGCGCGCCUUGUCCUGCUGCGGUGUGGAGAGCUACCGCGACUGGCUCGCCUCGCCCUGGGGGCUGGAGCAGAAUGGCUCGGUGCCUCUCAGCUGCUGCCGGGCUCGCCGCGGCUGCCAGCGCAGCCCGCCCGACGCGCGCAGGCUGCACCGCGACGGCUGCUUCGGCAGGGUGUCCGCCUUCGUCGGCAGCAACAUGUUUUAUGUUGCCACCGCUGCCCUGGGGCUGGCACUGCUGCAGCUCAUCGGCAUUGUGCUGGCCUGCCUGCUGGCUGCCCGCGUCCCUGCCCACCUGCUGGGCAUCACCACUCCUCGCUGAGAUCCCCCCACUCCUGCCCCUUGUCCCCUCCAACUCCCUUCUUUCCCAUAGAACUGAGUACACCCCACUGGGAAAACGCUUCCUUCACAUUCACCAUUUCCACUGGAGCAUCCUCCUCCAGGCUCCAUUCCUCUGGAGUCUGUGUCAGGUGUUUCAAUGCUAUGAGCAUCUCCAGAGCCUCUCAGAAGGGAAGGUGCCUCCUGGCCUGGCCAUGUGUCCUGCAGGGCAGCAGGUCCCCACUGGAACCUCUGGUCCACGUCUGCAGGGAGGGGUGGCAGCAUGGACAGACAUCACUCUCUGAGGCAGCAGGGACAGCUGAGGCAAGGCUGACCGGUUUUCUGGGUGAUGUUAACACCAAAGCACUGAAAUAUGGACCAGGAAAGAGGAGAGGGUCUAGGAGAGCAAGAGAGGUGUCUCUCGACAUUACACCAUGCGAGUAUUCUUCUGAUACUGGAAAAUUAAUUUACUGGAGAACUGCUGGAGUGCAUGAGGGGCAGGCCUGGUCCAGGGACAGCCAGGUAGCCAUGCCAGCAGCUGACGCUGGGAACUGCUUGAGGGGACUGUCCAGCGCCGUGCAUCCCAUUGCCGCCAAGAUAUCCUACCUUCGGUGUGAGUGUAUUCAAGCUGUCCGGCUGCUACGGGUGCUUAUUCAGCUGUGGUUUUUCCAAUGCCGAUUUCUAUCUAGAGGUGGAGCUGCAGCUCUAAGUGUUACUCCCUCCUUCGGGAUAUGCAUGUCUUCUUAGCCAGUGUGUUGCUGGUUAUAUCCUUGCAGGGCUGAAAAGACCUAAAACCGGGGUCCCUGUCGUGCAAGAAGAUGGCAAAAGCUGUAGGAUCAGAACUGAUGAGGGGUGGCAAGAGGAGGGAAGGGUUCAUUGCCCUUCAGAAGUUUGCUUUGGACUUUUACUGUUAACAUCAGGAUGAAUGGAACAGACUGACUGUUUUAUGGAGGAGUUUCUGAAAAACAGCCCUCAGACUCUGACAUUUUUCCUUUCUCAAAGGAUCUGUCUCUGAAGUGUGCCCCCACCUACAAUUUUGGAGCCAGAUCUGUGUACAGCCUGAGAGUAAAUGGAGAACCCCCAAGAUUUGCUGUGUAGCCCUGGGUAUAUUCAGGUCAGACAGCAAUAUAAAUUUACAGGAUUUUGGGGUUUUUUUGCAACAGAUGUGGGUUUGCAUUUGGAGUUUGAGUAAAAGCAAGCCGUGCACUUCAGAGGCUCCUGAACUUUCAGAGCUUCACUCCUGCUUCUUUCCACUUCCUUAAAACCUGUGAACUCUACUUUUAUGUAUUUCUCUGCCUUGCAGCACACAGGCAUGCCCACCUUACGCAUCAAACUGGGGAGGAACAAUUUCAGAAAAGAAUCAAAGAACCACAAAGGAACUCCAGGACAUGGCAUCUCUUAGGAACGUGACUAGCAAAGCUGUGGAGAAUGGUCAAAUGAGUGAAGAAGAUGACUGGUAGCUUCAUGGGAGGAGUGGGGUAACCUUGGGAGAAAGGGGAUUAGCAGUGCCUCUUUUUUUCAGGUAUUAGGUGGCUAUUUAGCUAUGAUAAUCAUGUUUCAGGUGAAGAGAGCAGUGUGAACAGUCUUCUCUGUCAUUUCAGUAUUCAUCUGCAUAGGUGAACCCUGGAAACAUAUUAGGAAUCUCUCUUUAUAGAGAAAACAGAGCUUUAUUUUUUAGGGCUGAUGUUUAUUAUUUUACAAAAUAUAUUUUUUAUUUUUGCUUUUAAAUGUCCCUGUAUUUUUUUUAGUUAUGCAAUAGUGGAAUGCCUGUUAUUUUCUGGAAGUCAACAUUAUGUUGUACAAUUUUAACAAUGGGCAGAAAGUACAGUUUGUAUGGUAAAUGGUACUUGAGAAAUAAAGUUUAGCAAGUGCUAAGAGCAAAACAGG